AUCUCCACACCCAAGCACACAUCAAGAUGUCCUCACGCAGUCGACAAUCGCGCGUUGGAGCUACUCCCAGAAAUAGCCGCCAUUCCGUCGCAAUGACACCUGUUCGAGCCAUUCAAGAUGCGCUGCCGCCCUACAAGAAGCCUUCACACCCACUAGAUGGGGAGGCACAACGCGCACUCCGAGAAUUGAACGGUUCUACCCUCGCAGCAGUGAAGAAGCACAACACUGCUGCAAUCACCCAGAUUCGGAGCACAGCUGAAGGCGUCAAUGAUAUGCUGAGCGAGCACCAACGCUAUGUCGAUGCUCGGAGCAAGAAGUGGGAUGCCGGCAAGAAGCUCGAUGAGAAGGAAGACGAGGAAAUGAUAAUGGUAGAUCUCCAGCAGAAGGUCGACGAGGCAACAGCGAAGUUAGAAGAGAGCAUGCGUGCAAUAAUCGACUCCAGCGUCGCAGCCCAACGCAUCGAGGACGCCUUGGAGUGGCUGCGUCAACACGCUCCUAGGCAGCUCGAGGAAGAGUACGAAUCGCAAAUGACCCAGCGCCAAACCCAACGACGCCAGACACAACGCGCCGAAGGCAGCGACGCAGGCUCAGACAUCGACGUGCAAAUGGACGAGGGCCCAACACCCGGCCCCACGCCCCUCGACGGCUCCCACGUAGCCCUCACCGGUUCUGUAGAAAUGUUCACAGACCGCAUGGAGCGCGAAAAGAACGCGUACACCUCGAUAUCCUUCACCGCGCGCUACGCCAAGCACAACGAUUACCGGGACUUCAAGCGCGUCGUCCACGACGCUCGGCACGGCGACAACGGGCCCGUUCUCGGUCACGAAGAUACAUGGUUCACCUCAGCCGGGGAGCCGCAGCUGGGCGUCACGCAGACACGGGGCGGUGCAUAUGACGAUGAUGAAGAUGAUCUUGUCAUGGAUAAAGCGACGAUUAGCACAAAGUGUCCGAUUACGUUUCAGCAGUUCAAGGAGCCGUAUUCGAGUAACAAGUGCCCGCAUACGUUUGAGAAGAAUGCAAUUUUGGGCAUGAUUAGGACGAGUGGGAGUCACUUUGGGAGGGGAGGGGCGAGGAGUGUGGCUUGUCCUAUUCCAGGCUGUGAUCAGGUAGAUUCAUCCGCAGAAGACCUGCGCUCCGACCCAAUCCUUGUCAGGAAGAUCAAGCGCAUGCAGCGCGCCGAGCUCGAAGAAUCGCAAAUGGACUCAGACGGCGAUGAGGACGACGAAGACGACGUACAAGCACCCCAAAGUUCCCAGCCCAACAGAAGUGGCUCGAGGGUGCAGGUAUCAAGCACACAGCAGCCGUCCCAGAGCUCGAUUAUCGAAGUUCUGGGGGAUCCCAGUGAUGAGGACGACGAGGACAAGUAAGGAAGGGUUAGUGAACACGUGGGGAAAGAUAGAGAAUUGAUACCCAUCUUGGCGUCGUUGAUACCCAUUUCGGCGUUGAGGAUUGAGUUUCCAAUCGAAUCA
This is a messenger RNA of Macroventuria anomochaeta, 1469 nucleotides long. RefSeq lists its product as uncharacterized. Gene Ontology annotation, molecular function: SUMO ligase activity; zinc ion binding. Gene Ontology annotation, biological process: protein sumoylation; double-strand break repair via homologous recombination. The record is from RefSeq and is a predicted model, not a curated record. The transcript has 2 exons. Gene Ontology annotation, cellular component: Smc5-Smc6 complex; nucleus. Lineage: Eukaryota; Fungi; Ascomycota; Dothideomycetes; Pleosporales; Didymellaceae. Bases 27 to 1367 code for a protein of 446 amino acids.